Molecule: messenger RNA, 957 nt
Organism: Mytilinidion resinicola
Lineage: Eukaryota; Fungi; Ascomycota; Dothideomycetes; Mytilinidiales; Mytilinidiaceae
Exons: 4
Coding region: 1-957 (318 amino acids)
Source: RefSeq, a predicted model, not a curated record
AUGCCCAGGAUUGAAGAUGUAUACUACCCUGACAACGGUCGGCAGCUAUCGCCGCUUUCUCUCGACUUGCCACUUAGCAUCCCGGACUUGUUCAGCCCGGGGAACUCGAGGUCUCUGGUACGCAGGUCAAUGAGUAAACCCCUCGCACAAUCGAGCGCAGAUAUUCUCACACGAAUGUUCGGCUCGUUCACGUCUAUGAUGGCUCGAAAGGAGACGUUCCCACCAUUCAUCCACCCAAGAUGCUUUUCGAACAUCCCCGGCAAAGAGCAUGAGAUUCCUGAAACACUGGUAAAUUGCAUGAGCUUGUCGCGGAUGUUCGCGGAGAGAACGCCGGGAACUAGUAAGCUACUGUGGAGGACGAUAAGGAUGGAGCACGAGCGGCUGUGGUUCCAGCACGAUAGUUUCGAUAAUUGGGAGCUCCUUGCUGCCGUACAGGCGCUAGUGAUUUACACCUUGAUGCGAAUGGUGGAUGGGGAGACGGAGCACAAUGACUUCGAUGUACCGUUACUGAUAUCUGUAAACUCCAUUUGCCAGCGCCUAGCCGACCGCAUCGGCGGUGGAGAGUUCAAGAAUAUCAUGAUAUCGGAACAACAGGCCUGGCAAGAUUGGGUCUUCUAUGAAUCAAGACGCCGCUUUGUCGUCAUUGCACGGAUGUUGAACAUGCUCGUCGAAAUGGGUCAGGCCGUGACCUGCUCAUCCCUACCUGGCUUUGCGCUCGUGCCACUGCCAUCGAAGAAGGUUCUUUGGGAAGCCCCGAAUGAAGAAGUCUGGCAGAAGGAAUUCGAGUCGACGCUGCGGGCGAGAGAGAUCUUUGGUGUGACGACAGAGGGGCGAUUGGUACGGUUGAUGCAGGAUAUGAGCGGGAUUACGGCAACUAAUGCGGAGUGGGAGGAUUGGUAUGCUGGGAGUGAUGGGUUUGGAAGCUUGGUCAUGCUUGCGGCUUCGCUCCUGGGCUAG